Bradysia coprophila is the source of this 1236-nucleotide messenger RNA. It is a transcript of the gene Rab27, whose product is annotated as RAS oncogene family member Rab27. Gene Ontology annotation, molecular function: GTPase activity; GTP binding. Lineage: Eukaryota; Metazoa; Arthropoda; Insecta; Diptera; Sciaridae. The record is from RefSeq and is a predicted model, not a curated record.
CUAAGCAGCGACAAUAAAAAUUGUUCUAAGUUACACCCCUGUGGUUUUAAAUUGUGUAUAUUGAAGCGUUUUGUGUGUGGAUACAUAGAUUUUUUAGCCACUGAGCGAUUUUCCAAUUUUUUUUUUCUUGUAAUGUGUGUGUUGUGAUGGACAGUGAUUGAAAAAAAGAAAUUGAUAGAAAACUCAUUACAAUGGCAGGAAAUGUGAUUUUAUUAUCAGAAAUCAAAUCCAAUUGGCGAUGAAAUUUGUAACAAUUUUUUUUGUACACAAACUAAGAAGAUAUUUCCCAUCAGAAGAUAUUUUGGAUACCAAUAUAAUAAAUGGCUUCAGCCGUAGACUAUGAUUAUUUAAUCAAAUUUUUGGCACUUGGUGAAAGUGGAAGCGGGAAAACGAGCUUUCUGUAUCAAUACACCGACGGUAAUUUUCAGUCGAGAUUUAUUUCAACGGUUGGUAUCGAUUUCCGGGAAAAACGUUUGAUUUACAGAGCUAAUGGACGGAAUAAUCGUAUUCAUUUACAACUGUGGGACACUGCUGGUCAAGAACGAUUUCGCAGUUUAACAACCGCAUUUUAUCGGGACGCAAUGGGAUUCUUGUUAAUAUUUGACUUAUCAAAUGAAAAAUCGUUUUUGGAAGUCGUGAACUGGUUGGAACAGUUAAAGGUUCAUGCUUACUGUGAAAAUCCGGACAUUGUUCUAUGUGGCAAUAAGAGUGACCUGGAACACUUACGCGUCAUUAGCGAAGCCCGAGCCAGACAAUUAGCCGAAAAAUAUAAUUUGGUGUACAUUGAAACAAGUGCGGCUACAGGUCAAAAUGUUCGAAGAGCUGUUGAUAUUUUGUUGGAUAAAGUUAUGGCAAGAAUGCAAAAUGCUGUUGAUCGAUCGAGAUUGCCAGGAAGGCGUGGUCAGCCGAGAAAAUUCGACGAUCCAUAUCUGUACCAAACUGUUACGAUUGCACCAAAUAAGAGAUGCUCCUGUUAAUCAUCACAACGUUAAUUCUUUUUAUCGAAGUUUUGUUACGAAGAAAAUUGUUGAUGUUUAGGGUCGAUGUACACAAAUAAGCGGACGGUCGAUACUCGAACUGUAUGAAAAAUUGGUCCAGUUUGUAUUUCCUUUAAAAAAAUAAAAAUACGGGAGGGUGGCACCAGUGCCUAUUUUCGUUCCAGCUCGUCGAUAAAGCCUUUGCGUAGAAAUCUAGUGCUUCAGCAAAAAACGAGAUUAGAUGUGCGACGAACUGGAA